AGGAUCUCUGGGAACAUGCUGUUAUUUUUUACUCGGCGCAUUAGUUAUUAUUGCAGUUGUCAACCGAUAUUGUAACGGGGUCCUCAUACCGUCAUCGCCUUUGCUCUCCUUACGACAUUCGGCUCCCUUAUAAGUUACUCCUUACCGUGCGCGCCACAUAGUUACAGAAACCCAAAAGCAAACACCCAAGCUCCGCUCUCCUUCUCCAGCCACAUAUUACGUACGUUUCGAAUGAAAGUGAUGAUUUAAACUUUGUCGCUGCUACCUACGCCAGCCGCAGAAACAGCUCGACAGCUUCUUAGGCUGUGACAUUUCGGUAAAACCUUUUUCUUGAAUAAAAGCUUUUGCGCCGGGACUGCUUCCUCUACCUCCGUCCGCGCCUGAAAAGGAAGAAGCCAUCGCGAAAGGGGACAAAAAGCGCAAACGCCGGAGCUCUUCUUUAUAUUAUUAGGGAAUUUUGAUUGAUUGAUACGAAGAAAGGAUGGACUUCUCCAAUAUCUUCCGCUUGAUCAACCUGGGCAUCGGGGCCAUCAUGGUCCUGGGCGGCGUCAGCCAGUUCUUCCCACCAAGCAUAAGCAGCGUUGUCGUCGGUGUUUAUGUGAUUCUGUUCGGUUUGGCCGUCGGUGCCCUUGAAUUCGUCCCACAUCCCCCAUCAUAUCUCUCGCGACAUGCAUCCUUCCUUUUCUCCUUCAUUGGACGGGGUAUCUUCUACAUUUUCGUCGGCUGCAUCCUUAUCGAGGGGAAAGUCCUACGAAUCAUUGCCGGCACCAUCGUUGGCGUCGUCGGCCUCGGAUACGUUGCCUUGGAAUUUGUGCCGUCGAUAGAACCCCCACCUACCAUGCGCGAGGCGGAUAGCACGUGGGGAUCUGAGCAGGUUUAAAGAACGACAACGCAAUUCGAUAAUUUGAACAUAUACCAGGAAGGGCGGAGAAGAGAAGGGAAGGCCGGCAUAUCGAGGAGUGGAUAUGUACUUUUGAGUCAUGGUGUAUAGGGGUGGGUGAUGGUGAUAUGUGUGUGAGAGGGGGAAGGCGAUGGUUUUAAUACUGAUCGCUUGCUGGGCUAAGCUGCAGCUCCUUUUAUUUUAUUUUUUUCACUUAAAACUGCUUCCGCUCAGCUGGCCCCCAAGCGGUAAUUUAUAUACAUAUAUACGGAGUACACAUCUAUUUUGUUUGAAAUCUGUUUACCUUCUUUCUUCAUUCCCAUCCUCCUCUUUCCCUUCACCUUCGUUAUUAUGUUUUGCGAAUAUUUACGUUAUUGACUUGAAAUCCUUGCGAACAAACCCAUUAUCUAUCUCGAUGCCUAUAUUCUUCCUCUUCGUCUUCUACUACUUCUCACUUAUAUGCACGGGGCUUCCUGCGAUUUAUUCCUAGUAUGAAAGGUUUAUUUGUCCCUCUACGUUUCUCACCGCUUGAUUUGAGCUUGGUCUGGUAUCAUUCAUCCCCUUUCCUUUCUCGCUGUUUGGGCGGUUUCGCCCGGGCUGUGUCGCGUAUAAAAUGACAAAGUUCUAUGGAUGUACUUCUAUUCUCAAGAAAGAUUUUUGGUCCCCGACGAGCCUGAUCGUCCUCUUGCUUCCUGGGCUUUGGCGUCGUCGCAACACAACACACACAGAGUUCUACGGCUAACGCAGUCCUUAUCUCGGUUACCUACCAUCAUCGGGCUUGCUGUUCUGCUCUGCGAGAAAAAAAAAAAAAAAAAAAAAAAAAAAAAAAAAAAAUUCCAGGCAGCGACGUUUCUCCACUGACAUAAGUUAAUCGCUGAAUGCUUGUGUUGGCCGGCUGCGGCCGUUGUCGUGGCGAUCUCAGAACAAGAGCCAAGGAUUGGAUGGCUACAUGGCCCUUAGCUUCUUCCAGAACAUAAUGUGGAAGGUAUGUGAUCAACCACUAUAUUAAGCUCUUUGUAAAUAGCUCUAUUAAUACAAUCUUCAACUAUUCUACAGAUUAUAAUUUGAAUGACAUGUUUUGCUUUUUAAAAUAUUGUAUUAAUAUUUUGAUAAGAGUAGUUCAUCUUUUUCAGAAAGACUUUUACGAGACAUAGUCGGCUUAACAGUAUCACAAAAAUUGACACUAGUUUCUGA
Messenger RNA from Blastomyces dermatitidis ER-3, 2074 nucleotides. RefSeq names its product COPI-coated vesicle protein. Lineage: Eukaryota; Fungi; Ascomycota; Eurotiomycetes; Onygenales; Ajellomycetaceae. Gene Ontology annotation, biological process: vesicle-mediated transport. Bases 482 to 880 code for a protein of 132 amino acids. The record is from RefSeq and is a predicted model, not a curated record. Gene Ontology annotation, cellular component: Golgi membrane. The transcript has 6 exons.